CCCACCGCGGGUCCCCGGGGUGCCCCAGCACCGUGCCACCCCCCGGCUGCAGCCGUGGCACCUCGGGGCAUCCCAGCGGGGUCUCCCCUUGCUUUCCCCACGCAGGUUGUUCGCGGUGAAGUGCGCCGGGUGCCUGGAGACCAUCGCGCCCAGCGAGCUGGUGAUGCGCGCCCAGAAGAGCGUCUACCACCUGCGCUGCUUCUGCUGCUGCGUCUGCGAGCGGCGCCUGCAGAAGGGCGACGAGUUCGUGCUGAAGGAGGGGCAGCUGCUCUGUAAGGGCGACUACGAGAAGGAGCGGGAGCUGCUGAGCUUGGUGAGCCCGGCUCUGUCGGAUUCUGGCAAAAGUGAUGAUGAAGACAGCAUCUGCAAAAUGGGCCCGGCCUCAGGGAAGGGAGCCGAGGAGGGGAAGGACCACAAGCGGCCCAAGCGGCCCCGCACCAUCCUGACCACGCAGCAGCGGAGGGCGUUCAAGGCUUCCUUCGAGGUCUCCUCCAAGCCCUGCAGGAAGGUGCGGGAGACGCUGGCGGCCGAGACGGGGCUGAGCGUCCGCGUGGUGCAGGUCUGGUUCCAGAACCAGAGAGCAAAGAUGAAGAAGCUGGCCAGGAGGCAGCAGCAGCAGCAGCAGGACCAGCAAAACACGCAGCGCCUGAGCUCAGCCCAGCCCAACGGUGGUGGCAGCGGGGGGCUGGAAGGGCUCAUGAACCCCUACACCGCUCUGCCCCCCCCGCAGCAGCUCCUGGGCAUGGAGCAGGGUGUCUACA
Messenger RNA from Oxyura jamaicensis (ruddy duck), 761 nucleotides. Its product is annotated as LIM homeobox transcription factor 1-alpha-like. Gene Ontology annotation, biological process: regulation of transcription by RNA polymerase II; neuron differentiation. The transcript has 5 exons. Gene Ontology annotation, molecular function: DNA-binding transcription factor activity, RNA polymerase II-specific; RNA polymerase II transcription regulatory region sequence-specific DNA binding. Gene Ontology annotation, cellular component: nucleus. NCBI's taxonomy places the organism in Eukaryota, Metazoa, Chordata, Aves, Anseriformes, Anatidae. The annotation marks the transcript as partial. The record is from RefSeq and is a predicted model, not a curated record.